AUGGCGUUAAUGGAUAUAGGCUCAGAACAAGCCUUGUCAGCCUUGGGGUAUCUUGGUACUCUGGCAAUUCCCUCUGAGUCUCAAGAAUACAUACUGGAGCCAGUAGAUGUUAGCUCAGAUGCUGCGUCUAUGCAAAGAGAGCCGCAGUCUACUAGACUAGAUGUGGGCAAUCCUGCAGAUGCCUCUUCCUUGGCCAAAUCACACGCGCCUUGGGCGCAAUCACCGCUGUUUCCUCCCCUGGACAUCAUUGUCCAUUUGGUCGAGGUAUAUUUUGAAUCUAUUCAACCUGAAUUCCCACUUCUCCACCGCCCGAGUCUUCUUGAAGGCCUGUAUUCUGGAUCAUUGCUCACUGAGAGGCAUUCACCCCUUCUUCUCAACGCGUUAUUCGCCCUUGCGGCAAAAUUCACGGAUGAUCCGCGAGUACAUUCUUUCGACUUAUCGCUUGCGCAAUGUUUGUCUAGUGCAGAGUCUCCAGGCACAGCCCAUACUCAGAAGACGAGCCGUCGUGAGAGGGGAAGGGGGUUUUCACGGCGAGCCGGCGACCUUUUCCAGGACACAACUCACGAAUAUGAGAAUCUCGAGCUGGAUGCCGAUAUGGCUGAUAAACUGUCGAUUUUCCUCAUUCAGGGGGCUGUUUUGUUAAGCUAUGCUGAGCUUUCACGAGGCGCGGUACAUCGGGCUUAUUCCUUGAUCUCAAAAUGUGUGCGAGUAGCCUAUGAUGCAGGCUUGGAUCGAGUGGACUCAGUUGAGAACACCCAAUCUAUUGAUCCUAUCUUGUGUCACCAGAAUACGGAUUGGAGAAAAGAAGAGCUGCGCCGCGCAUGGUGGUGUAUUUGGGAGCUUGAAAGUUUUGUUUGCAACAUCUUAUGUCGCACCCAAAUAACCAACCUAACGAACUGCCAAACAAAACUCCCAAUGGACGAUUCGGACUGGUUCGAGGGCACAGAGAGACCGUCAUACUUCCUGCCAAGUAGUUUUGAGCAGUGGUCCAGACUUGACAUUGCAUCGCCACGUAUUUCCAUACUAGCGCAUCGAAUCGUCGCAUUGCACUUCUUAUUAGCGAUCGUCGGGCUAGAAGGAAAAGAAAGCUCUGAUCUUUCCGCUACUUAUUCAGAAAUUGAGCACUGCGCUACAAUAUGGAGAAAAUGGCUACCUCCGGAGUUCAAGUCCCUCACUCAGGUUCAGGACUCUCCUGAUUAUCUCGACUCGUUUAGCAAACGCCUCUGGAUAUAUGUGAUCAAUGAAGAGUCGGUAUCGGACCCAAUAUGGAGAUUACGAGCUAACUGA
Messenger RNA from Trichoderma breve, 1287 nucleotides. RefSeq names its product fungal specific transcription factor domain-containing protein. Bases 1 to 1287 code for a protein of 428 amino acids. The record is from RefSeq and is a predicted model, not a curated record. NCBI's taxonomy places the organism in Eukaryota, Fungi, Ascomycota, Sordariomycetes, Hypocreales, Hypocreaceae. Gene Ontology annotation, cellular component: nucleus. Gene Ontology annotation, molecular function: zinc ion binding; DNA binding. Gene Ontology annotation, biological process: DNA-templated transcription. The transcript is spliced from 2 exons.